AUGUCUCAACCUUGUACUAAUUCUACAUGUAAACUGGAAUCUUGUGCUUUAUGUCAUUGUUGUCAACAAAACGUGUGUAUAGCUCAUCUCAAUGAGCACGCUGAAUUUCUCCAAUAUCAGUUGAAUCCUCUUGCCGAUAGUAUCAAUUCACUUAAAAAUCGAUUUCAAACAUUGCAUAUUCACGAAACGGUACGCGAUUAUCAUCAGAAACUUGAACAAUGGCGUCUAGAUUGUUACCGAGAGGUCGAUCAUUUAUUUCAAGAAAAAUCUCAAGAACUCGAUCAAAUUGCAGCCGAUCUAUUAGAUAAACAACGAGAUCAAAUUACUCACAUGCAUUCGGAAGUAUCGAAACUUAUUCAAAGUAAAGAAAUAACUCAAAAAAAUAUUGAAUCCUAUACAUCGAGUAUUGCGCAACUAAAUGAUGAUCUGAAAACUAAUGAAUAUACAAAUAUUCAUCUCCACAUAUCUCCUUUGAUAAUCAAUGACACUCUGAUUUCUCUUAGAAAAGCCAAAAGGAAAGAAAUCCAUUUAAAUACUCUAUCAUCUAUCUACAAAGAAACAAAAUAUCCGCCUGGAAGUUAUUGUCCAAUGGCUUGUAACGGUCGAUUGUUGUUGAUACAUCAAGCGCCAAAUUUAUGUUUUAUGGACAUAGAAUCCGUCAUAGUCAAACAAAUUCUAUGGUCGCAUGGCGCUAUUCGAGAUAUUUGUUGGUCAUCAACAUUAAAUAAAUUUAUUGUCAUUGAAGAAAACAAUAUCUUUUUUAUCAGUGAUACUACCGUGUCCGUUGAAAGCGUUGAAACAAUUGAGAAACGUAGAUGGUUUUCAUGCACUUGUUCGGAUACGCGUCUAUUUUUAACGACAGGAGUAAGAGGUUCGUCUAUUGUGGAAUUUCAUUUGUCUACUUUGAUUACUGCUAUAAAAGAAUGGAAAUCUCCUAAUACAUGCUCAAAAGAUGAAUUUAUAAAUGGUAUCGUUUACAAAAAUGAUAUCAUUGCGCUAAUGAUUAAGAAUAAAAUCGGAAAAACUGUACGGUUAGAAUUACGAUCUUGUGAGAAACUCAAUCAUAUUUGGUCACUUUUACUUAAUCUUAUGUGCAAUCAAAAUAUAGCUUUUCGGUUUUGUUCUCUAAACUAUGAUGAAUGGUUAGUAGCUGAUCAUGAGACUGGGCAUUUAUUACAUAUUACAAAUGAUGGAAAAUUAAAGACAACUAUUUCGUACAAAGCAGUGCCUUACUAUAUCUGUUUAUUUGAUUCAGACAUGCUUGUUGUGUCGGCUGCAAAGGCAGUUAACUUUCAUAAAAUAUGA
This is a messenger RNA of Rotaria socialis, 1305 nucleotides long. The record is from the annotation of a GenBank genome assembly. NCBI's taxonomy places the organism in Eukaryota, Metazoa, Rotifera, Eurotatoria, Philodinida, Philodinidae.